UUUUGGUUAGAAAUGGAGAAGAAACCAACAGGCCACAUUGCAGCUGGAAAGUAUUUUUGUACUCGUGGACAUUUUUUACAGGGAUGAAAAAACGUCACGAGUUACCGGAUGUCCCGAGUGCCUACCGUUAGCAUUACGAGCCGCUAAGAGACAUCCAUGAACUCCUGCGGACCCGCUACGGACAUUCUCUGAGUUCGAAUCGGGGGGAAAACUCGGGAGAACUCGUAAAUUACCUCGUACAGUGAGACAAGGGGCUUUAUUGGUAGCCAGCAUUUGCAGCGUAAUUUAUUUUGGCCAGUGCAUUUAAACAGAGUGAAUAAUAUUUGGUGGCAGCCAUGGAUCGUGUAAAUCGUGUUAUGAAACCUCAGCGAAUUUCGCAGAAUCCACCUCGUCCAAGAAGCAUGGCAACUACUUGCAAUGUAGGCCAGCAACGUCAGCCUCUUCAAUUGCGGGUUCUGUCUGAUAAUUUGGUUCCGACUAAAAGUCAAGUGCCUUCUGGUCAAGUAAAACAAGCAAUGCCAGUGCCUCCACUUUCGAAGCAGGCUUGCAAAAAAGAUGUUCAGCAAAUUGGUGAACCUGCUAGAAAUCCAACCACACCACAGCCUGCUGAAGUGCCAAAUGAUGGAAAAACGGCAGAAAAUAAAACAGUGGAUGACCAGAGCACUCAUGAAAAGAAAAAAAAACAGUGGUGUUUGGAUGAUUUCGAAAUUGGCCGUCCAUUGGGAAAAGGUAAAUUUGGAAAUGUGUACUUGGCCCGUGAACGACAGACCAGAUUUAUCUUGGCAUUAAAAGUACUAUUCAAAUCUCAACUUGAGAAAGCUGGAGUGGAACACCAACUCAGAAGGGAAGUUGAAAUUCAGUCACAUCUCAGACAUACCAACAUCUUGAGGCUAUUUGGGUACUUCCAUGAUGCCUCCAGGGUUUAUUUGAUAUUGGAGUAUGCUCCUCGUGGUGAACUUUACAAAGAGCUGCAGAAAUGUGGGAAGUUUGAUGAUGGGCGAAGUGCUACAUAUAUGUCUGAGCUGGCUGAUGCACUUGUAUAUUGCCACUCAAAGAAAGUGAUUCACAGAGAUAUUAAGCCGGAAAAUCUACUGCUUGGGGCAAAUGGAGAAUUAAAGAUUGCUGAUUUUGGAUGGUCUGUGCAUGCUCCUGCAUCCAGGAGAGCAACACUAUGUGGCACGUUGGACUACCUGCCACCAGAGAUGAUCGAGGGAAAAAUGCACGAUGAGAAUGUUGACCUUUGGAGCCUUGGUGUUCUGUGUUAUGAAUUUUUAGUAGGCCGUCCUCCAUUUGAAGCAGCUGAUCGCCAAGAAACCUUUAGGAGAAUAUCUAAAGUCGACCUUAAAUUUUCAUCCAUCAUAUCAGAGGGUGCAAAGGAUCUCAUUAGUAGAUUGCUUAAGCACAACCCCAAUCAACGGCUGCCACUGAAAGGUGUACUUGAACAUUCAUGGGUGGUUCAAAAUUCCACUAAACCAAGCACCCAGAAAAAAACCUCUUUGUCUUCAUCUAAUCCCAAUCCCUAAACCAGAAAGGUAAUGGUGAAGACGCGGUGAAUGAGACUUUGCAGUGCAAUUACUUUUUCGUACUGCUGCAGCCACUAUUUAGUCUGCUUUGGGAAACUUGGAAAUUACCGUUACUAUUUCCACAGACAACUCGGGCUUGAAAAGAAUUGGUGAAUUUCUUAAUUUGCCCGUUAUAAUGUAAAAAGAAAAUGUGGGAUUAAGUAGAAUUCCUUUCAACCCUACUGUGAUGCUUUAUAUGGCAUUCUGUUUACUGUAAAUAUCUGUACACGUGACUGUAAUAACUCCAAAUUGUGAUCUUGAAUCUCCAAAACGACAUUGCUGUUCAAAAGGUGUGUAUGAUUGCAUCAGUUCUGGUUUGUUAAGCCUGUUGAGUUUAAUAAAAUGAUUGCAGGGUUGAAUUCUGACUUAAGACUGGUGGUUAAAAUGGGGGAAAUCUGUGUACUGAUGUAUGGUGAGUUUGUAUGUUUCAGUCUCCCUUUGCCCACUAAUUUAUUUUGCUUGUAGCCUGAAGUCAGUUUUUAUGGAUUGUUUAGUUUAUGUUAAUUUCUUGGGUUGCACAAAUACCAUGCUCAAAAACGAUGAUCUUAUUUGGAUUUGUUAAACAUGGAUUCUUUUAAACUGAACACCUUGUGCAUAGUGAAACGAUUGCACGUUGAACUCUGUAAAUGGCAACAUUUGAUUAUCAAAAGAUUGCAGUUUCAAGAAUACAUGACUAAUUUUAAUUUUCCUGUAAUUUCUUGAUCCAAGUAGAAGCUUAUUUUAGUAAUGCGUACAAUGAAUGUCUAGAUAUUAUCAUAGCUGUAAAAUAAAGAUUUGACUUUUUGAAA
Messenger RNA from Leucoraja erinaceus (little skate), 2350 nucleotides. Its product is annotated as aurora kinase C-like. Gene Ontology annotation, molecular function: ATP binding; protein kinase activity. Gene Ontology annotation, biological process: mitotic spindle organization; protein phosphorylation; regulation of cytokinesis. The record is from RefSeq and is a predicted model, not a curated record. The coding region runs from base 336 to 1523 and encodes 395 amino acids. The transcript is spliced from 9 exons. NCBI's taxonomy places the organism in Eukaryota, Metazoa, Chordata, Chondrichthyes, Rajiformes, Rajidae. Gene Ontology annotation, cellular component: spindle midzone; spindle pole centrosome; chromosome passenger complex.